GAAGAUUGUUCCGAGCGACGGAGAGUUGUUAAAGAGCGUUCGCUCUUGGCUCUGUUAUUCGGAAAAAUCUGGCGUUGCUGACUGUCCUCACAAAUCCUUCUUGCCUUCCAUUUUGCUAGACAGGAGCAAUUUGCGUCAAGGUCAACCAGAACCUGGCCUUGUGAAACUUAGCAAAGAGACCUAUCGCUUUCUGUGGACCGUGGUCUCCGUGUUAACUCGGAGAAGUGCUGACAAAAAGACUCUAGAUUAUAUGGAGACACAUGCCAUGGCUUUAGACUUACUUGUUGGGCAAGUGAAAUUCAUCUACCAGGAUACAACGCCUACAUCUACUGAAGCGGGACAAGGAGGACCGGAAGAUGAUGCAGGAAAGCAGGUAGCGAAUGUCAUCAUGGAAUUGCGUGGUGAACUCAUCAAGCCAAAAGAAACUGGUGGCACCACGACAGGAGAUGCAGCUGCUACCACCGAUCCUGCUUGGUUAAUCAUAGAGUUAGAGAAGAAACUCAAAUCAACGGAUGACUUGGAGGUCUUGCCUGUACGGUAUGACUUUUGCGUAGACCUGUCGACGACGAGUGGCCGACAAGAUGGUCUCAUGACGAAGGUUAAGGCUAGAAGAGAUUAUCCAUCUUAAUAACCAGUAUUUUCGGUGACCCGUUUUCGUCUAAGGGGAAAUGGUCGCCAGGGUUUUCUAAUGGGAAACCACAUCCACCAGGAUAAUUACUCCACAAGAUGUAUUUCUUGUCUAGGAUACUCACUCCACAUGAUGCAUUUCUAGUCUUCUAGCUCUAAGGAAAACCCGGUUCUCAUGCAGGCACUACAAGGUGGCUCUGCAGAAGAUGCGCCAGGAGCUCCCGCCGUUGUGGUUGGCUUACUGCGAAUGGCGUCGAUUUCGUUCUUGCAAGAAGUCUGCGUGUUUUUAUCACCUUCGGAUGGGGACAAGAAUCGAGAAGCGGGUGUCUUCAAGCAGCUCAGCAGUAUCCUGAAGACUGUGGGAGAGUUGAUAAGGCUAAUAUCAAUAGAUGUUUAUAUAUAACUCGUUAAUUUCUCACGGGGUCUUGUUCAGUCUGUCUCUGUCUCUACGUAUGAUGUGAAUGCAACAAUAAAAAAUAACUAUGUCCUCUAAAUAUAAUUCAUUUACAUUUAUUUUCUGACAUUAUGGUAAUAUGAACUUACGAUUUAUUUUGAGAAUUAUCGCGAGCUCUAAAUUUGGGUCGGCCUGGCGAAGUUUCUGGAGAUUUCUCGAACAGCUUCUGUGUGCCAGCGGAUAUCCAAUCGUGGACCCCUACAAGAUGGAUAGAUGCGUGUGGUGUGUUCGCUCCAGAUCCAAAAAAGCAAACAGAGGAUUCCGAGAAUUGGAACGUGCAGAAGCAUGUUGUUGGCAAGCUCUUCGUGAGCAAAGCACAAGAAGAUCCUGAACGCGAUGGCCUGAAAAAGGCCCUUGCUAGUUGGCGAGAGAGGGACGUAUCCAUUCGAUUUCGAAUGAAAAAUAAGCUGAAUAAGGAUAAGGAGAAAGAAACAGACACAGAAUACUACAAGCAAUUGCUCUCUCUGCGUGAUUGGGAACCAGCGAGCUUCGUUACGAUUCAUCUUCUUGUUGUUUUCUGGAUUCGAGCUACACUAGAGAUGGUUGCGAAGCCCAAGCCUAUUCAUUCAUUCAACCAAUCAAGGAAUUCGUCGAAGUCUCAGUCUGUCUGAAACAACAUGUUGCAGGAGAAACACAUUGUAGACCAGUAAAAUUUACCCUUUAUUGUUUUUUCGACGUGUCUAAUUCCCUAGGUUUUCUCUCGCAGAUUUUCUCACCCUUGAACCCCGUCACCACGGACACGAAGUCCACCGAAAGACCCGCGACACAGCUUCCGAGUCGCGCAUUACAUGGCCAGGGCGCUGUCGCCAGGGGACUGCAACUCGUAGAGGGAGACUCAUCAUGGAAGCGUCACGACCUCGAGAGGGACUCUUUCAUAUUUCUGAACACAUUGUUCCGUGGACCUCCAGCGCCUCCAGAGAAGACGGCCGCUGGAAAGGAGGAGCUUGCUAGUUAUGCGCCUGGUGAUGUAUACAGUGAUAUAUUUUCACAUCGUAACUUUUUCUCUUUUAGAUGGGUCCCGGCAGAGUUCGAUGUCCAGGAUCCAUAACCUAACCACAAGUAAGGUCCUCUAAGAAUAGGAGAAGCGGAAAGGCGCCUGGAAGUCUGGGUGGCCGAAAACGACAAUUGCGCCCAAACCAAGUGGUGGCGUCGGAAAAGCGUCGUUCUUCAAAUUAUGAAUCAUCUCAAGCAUGAGCAUAAAGACCAUCCUGCCAGUACUGAAAUCAACAACGUAAUGACCCACGAACAUCACGGCCAAGGAAACAACAGGAGCAAGAUGAUCAUAAUGACAGCAACGCGAAGAUCAACAACAUCAAGACCAUCAUCAUCAUCAUCAUCAUCAUCACCAUCAUCAUCACCAUCAUCAUCACCAUCAUCAUCACCAUCAUCAUCACCAUCAUCAUCACCAUCAUCAUCACCAUCAUCAUCACCAUCAACAACAGCAACAAGAUCAAAGUCUUAAGGUCUUAAGCGUGUGCAGGCUAAAAAGAGUUAGCUGAUGAGUAAGAUAGUCGGCACGGAUCUAGUUAGCUUAGUCGGGUGCAAGGCGCCAAGCCUGCGGGCUCUUCGCAGAUAUGAACCACAAAAGCCAAAUACUUUGGCUUCUCAUUUUUAUCCUGUGCUUGUGCAGAUUAGCACUAGGCACAGGACAGGGGCGACAUCGCGGAGGAUGAUGAAGAACACCAUCCUAAACCGUAGCCAUUGGGCUACCUUAUGCUUAAUCUAAUUUUGCCGGUGACCUGGAUGACCUGGAGGCCAAGAACUAAAACUGCAGACCCACAAGGGACUCAGUCUGCGUCUGAGCAAAUUGGUAGUGGCGGAAGUGAACCAUGGACAGCUUCCCUUAGCGAGGAAGUACUGUUGCGUGUCGGGCAACAGCUGACGGAGCUUCUCAAGACGCUGAGCAACCGUCCGCAAUCCAUAGUGGACACCACGCAGAACUUAAGGCUACCGCGAUACAAGCAUCCCCUCAGCUCCAUCAUCCUUGGUUCAUCUUUUUCUAUAGUUGAACUGAAGCUUUAUGAUAGUACAAUGUCUAAUAUCACUACUUAUUUUUCUAUAGUCCUUGGAAAAGACCGAAACCCCGAGGGAUAUGGCCACUCUCAAGGAGGAUGCGAACGCGGUAGCUCUAACUAAGACCGGUAAUGGCGAAGCCAGUGGGGGAGAUGAUGGUAAGUCCAUGAUACAGCUCUCGCCAGCCAGUCCAUCGAAUUUAUUUAACGGCAAGAAUCGUUUGCUAGUGGAAUUGCAGAACGAGAACUCACACAACUACAAUUUCCUGCUUCUCACAUAUUUGCUAAGUCUGGUACCGGAUGUCGCUAAAGAAACGUGGAGUCUACUGAAAAGGCAAGACAGGGCCGCGAAGGGGAAGAUGAAGUUAUGAACAAGAAAAGAUGAUAUUAAUAUUCUUUUUUCAAUCGGAUCUGUCUCAACACGUGGAUUCAUGUCACUUCUCCUCCUCUUGUUUGAUUGGUGGGGUUGUUUACUUAUGGUUUGAAAUUCAUGCAGACUAGAACUUUUACUGUACCAGCGGUUGAGAAAGGAGAAGCAUACUGUCUUGUGGAUGUCGUUCUGUUGUAUUGUCCCUUUUUCGUGUAAUGUGAAUCAUGUACCACUUGAAUUUUAUUUACUUAGUUACCUACAACUUAACUACAAUGAAAAUGAAUCCAUUAAAUAUAAGAUGCAGAUGUCCCUUCAUUAUUUCCCGACCACGUCGAGAAGUAUGUAAAGGGUGCUUCCACGAACUUGGUAGACGUGGGCCAACUUUAUUUGACGCAAGUGGAGGCAGAAUCUGAGCAACAGGCGCAGCUAGUGAAGCAGUCAGACAGCACGACUCCAGUUGCACUCUUCUACUCGUUCUGCCACGCCGUGCCGCCUCUGGCGAAGACGGGGGCGAUAAGCGGAGUAGACGUGCGUGAGGUCAGAGGAGCAGCUCCGGUGAAAACCGAGGCAGGCGAACAAUCUGAAGCUUCCUCACUCUUAGGAUCUUGCGAGGUCUUGGAAAAGACAGGCCCUCUUCUUACAGUGUGGGAUGCUGCUGAGAAAGGCGUUUUCGACAUGCUCCAGUCGAAGGAGGUUGCCGCUGGUGUUUCAAAAGAGUGGUCACUGCAGUUGCGAAUGAACCUUGGUUUAACCCUUGGCAGCAAGUCCUUUGCUAUCCUUGGAGAAGAGACUUCAUCAGGUUACGACUCCCAAAAACCCCUACGUUAAUCAGCAGCAACAGUCAUGCAUCUUCUCGGAAUAGUAAAUGGAACCAACAGACAUAAGUAGUCACAACAUAAGUAACAAACAAGAACAAGAGAGCCAUAAUUUUUAUCGAACUAGGACAUCGAGAAAAUAUAUAGCGUCUAGUAUUUUCGUCUUUUUAGAAAGAUGCAUGUCUUAUGAGAUGAUGGAUUUAAUGGGACGAAGAUCUAAUUUUGAUUGGGACAAAAUAGCGAACAAGAAGGUCGCACAAAGAAUGUGGAGCAGCACGGCCGCGACGACCUGGAGAACAAGCGUGUCCAAUUUCUGCUGCGUCUCUUGCUUAAGGCUUCUUAAAUUUCGAUAGAGUAAGAUUCAUAAGAAGUCUGUUCUUUCGUUGUGCAAGUAGGUAUAUUUCUUCUUCUUUGGUUUUGGGUGGUUUAGGGUCUCUUUUCUUCCAUGAGUCUCUUGCUCUUCUUUCUCCUUUCUAUCGACGUGAGUGAGAUGUCAUGAGUUUGAGACAUCAGAUACGACACACGCGUGAGGACUACCUUGAUGAACCAUGAAGAUCGUGUGAAGAUUGAUUCUUGACUCUUCUGUGCGAUGUGCAGGAUCCAUAGAUAGUAUCGAUCGUGACCAUGACGGGAUCCAGAAGAGAGUCUUCGUUUCUAGUAAAUUAUACUAGAAUCCCGUUAGUAAUAUCAUCCAAAGCUAACCGAACCCUCUUGUUCUCUAAGCCGCGGCAGCCGCGUGAGGACGCAAUCACGGCGGCAGGCGAAAAAGUGAAAGAGGCCAGCUCAGCGGUAUCAACAGUUGAGGGUGUAGUAGGUCCAGAGAAGUAUCAUGAGGCAGCAGACACAGCAAUGAAAAAAAUGAAAGCAGCAGACUUAAGACUCCCAUUACUACUUAAUCAUGAAGAUGUGCAUGCAUGCUUACUUAAACGUGAUUGAGAUCGGGUUAGCAGAGGACAUGCAAUAGAUGAUAUUCAUGUUUAUCACCUUUUUUCUAGUUUUUUGCGGACCAAACUGUAUUCUACUGUAGCACGUGCCAACACACGGCCAGAUGUUGACUUUUAGAUCGCCCACAUACUACAUAGACGGCCUCUAACAAAAGAAAGCAUUACUACGCUGACCGUGGAACUACCCAAAUUUGACGAUAUCCUGGCUGGUCUAGAGUCAAAGAACAAAGCAGGACCAGGAGACAACAUUAUUAACUGUGGGGAGAUUCAAAAGUUGUGGGAAACUGGAGCUGUGGGGAGCGCGCACGAGGAGAAGGAGCGAGAAGGUCGGGCGACUGCAGGUGGUGACAGCGGGCGACUAUCGGCACUGAAAGCCUCAUGUGGCUUCUUGAAGAACCUCGUGAACGUCAUAGGAGGAGCGAGAAAUGAAGUGGCGGAACAAAUAAAGGAACUCAGACAAAUAGUUACGGCUGAGCAAGAUAUUGAUAGGGGAAGAAACUAGUGUUAGAUGUCUAAAAACGCAGAGCAUGAGUCAUGAUCAAAGCAUGUAAUUAGUUGCCCAGAUGAAGGCGAAGCAUGUAAGUCGAGAGCUCUAAACUUUCAAUGGCCCUCGACAAGCUUCGAGCGACAAUGGCAAAGUCGCAGCUUGAGUCUUGCAAUCAGCAAAUGCAGCGUCUGUUUUAUGGCUCUUGAUAUACCGCCGUUCCCACAAAUCUAGCUAUCUCAAUCCCAGAUGGUUUCCUGGCUAGGAUACUGACAUAGAGAUAGCAUUGAGCAGAAAGAGAAUUUGUGGCGAGACAACUCUAAAAUGUAGAUAAAUCAUCUCAUGCGGCCAACACCUGGACUGCCUCUAGUAUAGCCACCAUACGGCAGUGAUAGGUUGAUUUUCACUCCUGAUGUGUUGCGUCAGGUGGUAUGCAAGGUGGGCGUGGAAAUCAUGUACUUAAGAGCAAAGGGGACAACCAGGCAUCCACCUAAGCACAGGUAGUGAAAAGCUCGAUCUAAUCCGGGUCACCCAGGAGAUGACCAAGCCAGGGGGUGUUGAGAUUGUUCUGGCGAAAGCCGGGGCCGCAUGCACAACGGAUCCUGAUAUGACUUCUGAAAUAGAGGGACUUGUUUCCAAAGUAGAGAAUCUUCUCCGCGUCGAAAGCUUAGUGGCCAGCAUGGACAUGGAGACAUUUUCACUUUCAGCAGGGAAGUUGGACCCGUCAGCCAACGAAGGUGAGGGCGGUGCGUCUGGUCAGCGUCUACGACAGCUUCGCGAGCUUGAGGUUAAGACUCGUCCUAAUUCAUCACGAACACGAAAAGCAUCUUGGUAGGCUUGUAGACGGGAAAGCCGUUCUGCAAACAGACGCUUGUCACGAUGAGUUUGAAUUUGAGCAAUCUCUAACGAGACGGGCCUGGCGGGCGCAAAGGAAAACCUCAAGCGUGUCUGUGGCGAUCAUGACGAUGACAGUGAGCCUUCGCCCUGUGGAAGUUCCACAGGGAUGGCCCUGUUGUCGAAAUUUGUACUGAUGGCGAAGAGUCAGAUACCAGCAGGAGCUCAGAUUCAGGACUCCCAACAAUUAGAAGGCGCAGGGGCGCCCACUGGCUGGGCCAAUGUGUUGGAGGCGCUCUUAAAGGUGGUAAAGCCGAGCGCCGAAUCGCGGCAGAAAGCCUGCAAAAACCUCCGCGAAAAAGUGAAGGCAAUGCCGUGGAAGGACUUCAAGCUCUCGAACUCGAUGAAACCAGACAAGCUACAAGGCCUCCUCGGGACUCUGGACGACCAGGUGAAAGAGGUAAAGAAGCAACUCCUGUCGAAAGCGGUGCCGCCUGUGAGUUAUGGCUUUCGAGGAAGGCGAAGCUUUCGUUUAAGCAGGUUUGAGCGAGUGAGUUCGUGAGAUCGUUUCCAUUCUUCCAUGCAGCGAGGGUCGCGCAUCCUACACGCGGGCACUCAUCCAAUCGCCACCCUCCAAUCGCCAAGCAACUUGCAUCCUGGCAAAUUCAACCAUUCGAGUUUUUCUUUUUCCUCCCACCCACUUCUUGCUGAGAUCUUACAUGCUCUCACUCCACACUCGGCCUACUGAGGACAGCGGUUCUCUCCAUCGGCAUAGCACCUUGGGCGAGCGUUCAGAGUUCACGAACUCUGUCCGUCUGGUAGGCUAGUCUGGAAUGCUGGCCGGCGGGCAAAGUAAUUAUAUACGUACCAGGGAGGGAGGCCCCCCUCCCUGUGGAUGGAUCUGGGGUGGACCACGCCAGAGGGGUCCAGCCUGGCCACCUUUGCGCGGUCUGUAUGGUUGGCCACAUGCAGCACGCCAAGGGGGUGGGUCCCCCCUUGCCUCCUCUGCCAGCUCUGUCGGGUACCGCGACACGCCAGAGGGCGCCAGCCUUGCCAUCUUUGCCAGGUCUGUCGGGUGCAUGCAACAAGGCAGCGGGGCCCUGUCUUUGCCACCUUUGCCCGGUCUGUAGGCGUAGGGUACAUGCAAGAAGCCAGAAGGGGCCAGAAGUGGGCGCUUUGAGGCCUUCCCGCCCGGCAGCCCCUCGAAAAGAGGGGCCGGGGCGGGGAGGCUCCCCCCCCUCUGUGGAUGGAUCGGUGGGGGACCACGCCAGAGGGGUCGAGCCUGGCCACCUUUGAGCGGUCUGUAUGUUUGGGACAUGCAGCACGCCAAGGGGGUGGGUCCCGCCUUGCGUCCUCUGCCAGCUCUGUCGGGUACCGCAACACGCCAGAGGGCGCCAGCCUUGCCACCUUUGCCAGGUCUGUCGGGUACAUGCAACAGGGCAGCGGGGCCCUGCCUUUGCCACCUUUGCUCGGUCUGUAGGGUACAUGCAACAAGGCAGCGGGGCCCCGCCUUUGCCCCCUUUGCCAGGUCUGUCGGGUACAUGCAAGAAGCCAGAAGGGAUCAAAAAGUUAGAUCGGGGGGGCCUUCCGCCCUGAGCCCUGAAGCAUAGAUAUAUAUGCGUUCAUUCUCUAAGUAAGUGCUCCUGCUGGAGCUGCACGAUCCGGGCUCCUGUCCGUGCUCAGCCGGGGGACAUCAACUGCGACAAAGCCGGCGGCAGCUUCUUCUGCGGCUCCGGCAAAAUCAUCUCCUCCUGGCGCGAAAGCGAAACCAAAGGCGUCAUUUGCGGAACUAUCAAGUGAACAGGCAAUGGCCCCGAGCGCGUCAAGUGCGCAAAUGUCACUUGAAACAGCUACUAGCGCAUGA
Messenger RNA from Amoebophrya sp. A25, 8404 nucleotides. Lineage: Eukaryota; Dinophyceae; Syndiniales; Amoebophryaceae. The record is from the annotation of a GenBank genome assembly.